AUGCGAAGCAACCACGCCUAUUUCACAAUUGUAAUUCAUUUGGCAAUUAUGUUCUGCUAUUUCGUUACAUUUGUUCUGAUUUUCUACUUGCCAAAUCUAACCUUGGCUGGUUUAUGCUCAAACUGUGGGGAAACAAUAACAUUAGAUUCUUCAAAACCAUUGAACAUAACAACAUCCAGUUGUCCUAAAAAAGAAGCAGUCGGUUCAAUGUGUACGGGAUCAUUAUAUAUUAAUUAUGAACUGAAGAAUGGCUCUAUGGACUUGGGGAAUCUUCCUGAUUAUACACUGCUGAUGUCGAAUAGAGCUACAGUGAAAACAAACUUGACAAUGAUUUGGCUUGACAAAACUAGAGCUAUCCAUUCACUUCAAUCGAGUUGUAGUGAUAAUGCAGUAUGUAUACAAGAUGUGAAUACGACAUAUAACUUCAUGAAAAAUUUAAAAUAUGAAGAACUUCAUCAAAAACUAAGUGAGCUUUUGUAUGCAAGUCGAGCAGUCGUUGCCAAUCUCACAUGCUCUGAUAAUCAAGGACGAAAUGUGCUUUGUGUCAAUGGAUUUUGUCAAUUCAAUCGUAAAGAUCGAUUUACUGUCGAACGAAAAUGUGUUCCUCAAGGUGAGAUUAACAACCCAGCAGGUCUCAUAGUUGGAUCGAUCAGCGCGGGAGAACCAGAUUCUGAUGUCGCUUUUAUCUAA
Molecule: messenger RNA, 690 nt
Organism: Rotaria socialis
Lineage: Eukaryota; Metazoa; Rotifera; Eurotatoria; Philodinida; Philodinidae
Source: the annotation of a GenBank genome assembly